Molecule: messenger RNA, 2407 nt
Organism: Apodemus sylvaticus (European woodmouse)
Lineage: Eukaryota; Metazoa; Chordata; Mammalia; Rodentia; Muridae
Gene: Dele1
Product: DAP3 binding cell death enhancer 1
Exons: 13
Coding region: 117-1658 (513 amino acids)
Molecular function (GO): protein binding
Source: RefSeq, a predicted model, not a curated record
UCCUUGCUGAUUGGCUGGUUGGGGCCGCUGGGGACUGCGCAGCGGCCACUCUGGUCCCUGUCCUGUCCUUCGGGCCUCGAUCCCUCGGCUGCAAGCUUUAUGGUGCUGGCCACGAUAUGUGGCGCCUGACAGGGAUCCUGGGGCGAGGUAGGGGCCGUCUGCAAGCUCUUCCCCGGCUGCUGGGACCUAGCUUCCGAGGGGUAACACCCAAGCCCACCAGUUCAGAUGGGCCUCAGACAACCUCCACUCCCCUGCCGCUCCCUAGGCUCAGCUUUGACAGACCAGGCUCCCAUGGUACAAAGAGGAACAGGGACCCAAAGUGCUGUGGCUGGAAAGAUGCUUUCCACUGGAUGUCUGCUCAUGUCUCCCCAAACACUCUGCGGGACGCCAUCUCAUGGGGUACCCUGGCUGUGCUGGCUUUGCACCUGGCGAGGCAGAUCCACUUCCACGUCCCUCUGGUAGCAGGACCUCAGCCAGCUGAACGCUGCUCCUGGCACGGUCCCCUGUACCGCUUCCUCUCCUCUUCCUGGUGGCACCCGCACUCCUCGCUUCGGAGGCAUGUUCUUCCCAGGCCUGACUGCCCAGCUCCCAGGAACGUGGGCCUCAGGGAACCAAGGCUGGGCCAGGAGGAACCUUCAGCUAGGUCCCAGUGCCUUCCUCCAGAGAGUUCCCUGAGCCCUGGCCUUCUGAAUCUACCUGAAGAAGAGCCCAGUGACUUUGGCUUCCUGAAUGCUAGCAGGGACUUCACGUCCCGGACUAAGGCAGCUGAGGCCCGGCCCCCUGGAGGAAAAAAUGAACAAGACAAGGCCAAGGCUCUUCCUCUGGAGGAGGCCAUGACUUCCAUCCAGCAACUCUUUCAGCUCAGUGUUGCCAUCGCUUUCAACUUCCUGGGGACAGAGAGCAUAAAGGCAGGGGACUACACAGCAGCCUUCUCCUACUUCCAGAAAGCCGCAGAGCGUGGCUACAGCAAAGCACAGUACAACGUGGGCUUAUGUCUGGAGCAUGGCAGAGGCACCCCCAGGGACCUCAGCAAGGCUAUCCUCUUUUACCAUCUAGCUGCCGUCCAGGGCCACAGCCUGGCUCAGUACCGCUAUGCCAGGUGCCUGUUGCAAAGUUCAGGCUCUCUGUCAGACCCUGAGCGAGAGAGGGCCGUCUCUCUGCUGAAGCAGGCUGCAGACUCUGGCCUGACAGACGCCCAAGCCUUCCUUGGGGUGCUUUUUACCAAGGAGCCACACCUGGAUGAACAGAGAGCGGUAAAAUACCUCUGGCUGGCAGCCGGCAAUGGGGACUCUCAGAGCAGAUUCCACUUGGGAAUCUGCUAUGAGAAGGGCCUUGGUGUGCAGAGGAACGUGGGAGAGGCUGUGAAGUGCUACCAGCGGUCAGCAGCUAUGGGCAAUGAGCCCGCCCGGGAGAGGCUUCGGACCCUCUUUAAUAUGGAAGCAGCAGGGCCCAGCCACCUGACCAUGACAGGACUGAAGUCUUUCUCCAGCCCCUCCCUCUAUAGCCUGAACACCCUGUUGGCUGGUGCCUCAGGCCUCCCUCAUGCCUCAAGCACCGGGAACCUCUGCAGAAGUGGCCAUCUUGGAGCCAGCCAUGGAGCCCCCAGCAGGGCUAUACCAUCCUUGGAAAGGAGUCUCGUAAGACUGGGUUUUGGCUAAGACCUCCCCUUUAAGGAUGGAGCCUGAGAGUUCUCAGAGAUAUCACAAUUUGAGUUCCAAAGAAGAGGCCAGUUAGCUACUUACCUUCCCAGAAACCAUCAGCUCCUCUCCAGCACCAUAAAGAAGAGGACCCAGGCUCUGGCUGUGCCACCUGGAAGCAGUGACUGGAUUUCUACCAUUGUUUUCUCAGUUGUAGACUGAGGACUCCUGCCUUAAAGGAUUGAGGCGCAGCCAUUUCAACUGCAGAAAGAACCUUAUUCCUUGCUUAGGUUUCUGAAGACAGACUGGUGCCCACAGUUCCAUGGCCUUAAGAAUCACCAGGCUUCUGGGCGUGGUAGCGUACACCCGAUUCCAGCACUCGGGAGGCAGAGAGGCAGGCAGAUAUCUAUGAGUUUGAGGCCAGCCUGGUCUACAAAGUGAGUUCCAGGACAGCUAAAGCUGUUACACAGAGAAACCCUGUCUCAAAUCCCCACCACCACCACCACAAAAAAUAAAAAAAGACAAGGAGGAAGAGUCGGAGUCACCAGGUCAAGAGACUCAAAGCUGAUGUUGUGACUCCAGCCCAGACUUCUGGUCUACCAGUUCCCACUGCAAUGUUAUUUGAAAACAUUAUCAUCACCCUGCAGAUCAGUGGAGAUUAGGCACCUGGAGUCUUGAAGCCAGAGAGUGGAGUCCAUGAGUCCUUUUUUGGGAAAGGUCAGGUAGGGAUAUACGAGUGUUUAAUAAAACAGAUGGUGGAUUAUCUCUCA